AUGCCCAACAACACUUCAAACAUCGUUUUGUUCGACUAUUUCAACCCAAACAACACACUUACAACAACAUUUAGCCGAUUAGAAACAACAAAAACAUCCCAACAAUUUUCCGAAAUUGUCGAUAACGAAACUUUAUUUUUCCUAAAAUUUUAUGAAGAAACUCGAAAUUUUGAGAGAUUAGUGGGGAUUAUAAUUCCGUCAAUUUUUGCUUUGUUUGCCCUUUUUGGGCUAGUAGGGAAUUUGUUAGUUGUGAUAGUUGCUUUGAAUAGACAAAUGAGGAAUUCGACUAAUACUUUAAUUAUUGGAUUGACUUGUUCUGAUUUGAUGUUUUUGACGUUGUGUAUACCUUUUACUGCCAUUGACUACGCCUUUCCAAUAUGGGUUUUGCCUACGUGGAUGUGCCCUCUUAUAAACUAUUUACAGCAUUCUUCUGCUUAUUUCUCUGUUUGGACAUUAACAUUAAUGGCAGCUGACAGAUUUCUCGCUGUUGUAUUCCCAGUAGAAUCUAUGACUCUCCGUACCCCAAAAAAUACCUUCUUUGUGCUCUUAAUUGUAUAUGCUGUUAUUUUAUUAUCUCAAAUUCAGGUCGGACGUAUCCAUGGCGUCUAUAGUUACACUUUUAUAAUGGAACAACGUUCAGCUUGUUCUAUUGUAUCAAUUGCUCAAGGUUUAGCUACCGUAGCUGAAGCACGCCUUUACUUUUUUUCAUUUAAUAUUUUUGGUUAUUGUCUCCCUCUGGGUAUUACUUGUGUUCUUUACUAUUUGAUGCUUAAAAGAUUGUGGUAUGCUCCUUUUAGAUCGAGUACUGACAAUAAUACAAAAAUACCACCUACAAAGAUAACUUCAUUAUUCGCUAACAAUUCAGAAAGAUCAAACUGUUCACUCCGUUCUCGACCAGAAACAAUUAAAGCAAAAAGGAAGGUUACUAGACUUGUCCUAUGUGUGGUUAUUAUUUGGGCAGUCUGUUGGCUUCCGUUAAAUUUGUGUGUUAUCUAUCCAGACACGUUGGUAUUGCGAGGUGGAAAGCCUAUUGUGGUUGUACAAAUAUUUAGUCAAGUUCUUGCUUAUUGUAAUUCUACAUUAAAUCCAAUCCUGUAUCCACUGGUUUCUGAGAAUUUCCGCAAAGGGUUUCUUCGUGUUUUGAGCACCUUAGCUAACUGGCUAAGCUGUGGGCAUUGCUGCAAACAGUUUCAUUUAUACAAUACAAGGAUGGAAUUAACCAUGCUUAAUAGAACAAAUAGUAAUAAAUCCAAAAAUGCCAUUAGCAAAAGCAACUCUAAAAAUACUACUGGCUCUACUAAAACUACAACAAAUCAAGUGAUUUUAAUCAUUUUAAAACGAAUUUAA
Messenger RNA from Meloidogyne enterolobii, 1347 nucleotides. Lineage: Eukaryota; Metazoa; Nematoda; Chromadorea; Rhabditida; Meloidogynidae. The record is from the annotation of a GenBank genome assembly.